CCUAGUCAGAAAAUCAGAUUCCUUCCUUCCCCCUCGAUACUUGCAUAACUGAACGCUCUAUUCUCCAAGCUCUUUUAACACAGGAAGAAGAAGGGGCCAUCAGAUGGCUACUGCUGCUUCUCCAAUGGCCAGCCAGCUCAAGAGCAGCUUUGCCUCAUCUUUAGCAAGGAGGCUUGUCAUUCCCACGGCCAUAGCUGGAGCUCCAUUUAGAGUUUCACCCAGCAAGAGAAGCUUCACUGUCAAAGCCAUUCAAUCAGAAAAGCCAACAUACCAAGUGAUAUAACCAAUCAAUGGCGAUCCCUUCAUUGGAAGCCUUGAGACUCCCAUCACAUCAAGCCCACUGAUUGCAUGGUACCUGUCAAAUCUGCCCGCCUACAGGACAGCAGUCAGCCCACUUCUCCGAGGAAUCGAGGUUGGACUGGCCCAUGGCUUCCUCCUGGUAGGACCAUUUGUCAAGGCUGGUCCACUGAGGAACACAGAGUAUGCAGGUGCAGCUGGAUCUUUGGCUGCAGGUGGUCUAGUUGCGAUACUAAGCAUUUGCUUGACCAUGUAUGGAGUCGCAUCAUUCACUGAAGGAGAGCCAUCCACUGCCCCGGGUCUAACCUUGACCGGAAGGAAGAAGGAGCCUGACCAGUUGCAAACUUCGGAUGGAUGGGCCAAGUUCAGUGGAGGAUUCUUCUUUGGUGGAAUUUCUGGUGUCAUCUGGGCAUAUUUCCUUCUCUAUGUCAUUAACCUUCCUUACUAUGUUAAGUAGAGAAAAACCCGACCUUUUGCUCUGUUUGUUGUUACUUCUUUCUGUCAAUGUAAAUUUAUUUACUCAGGAUCUUGUUCAUUUGUAAAAAUAUAUUCCAUAUUUGUAUGUGAA
Molecule: messenger RNA, 865 nt
Organism: Populus nigra (black poplar)
Lineage: Eukaryota; Viridiplantae; Streptophyta; Magnoliopsida; Malpighiales; Salicaceae
Product: photosystem I reaction center subunit XI, chloroplastic-like
Exons: 2
Biological process (GO): photosynthesis
Cellular component (GO): photosystem I reaction center; photosystem I; chloroplast thylakoid membrane
Source: RefSeq, a predicted model, not a curated record